CACCUCAGACACAAUGAACAUUGUGAUUGAGAGAAGUUACCUGAACUCUUUGGGCUACAGCAGUCACGACCUGUACCUGAACGACGAGCACUGCAGACCCAAAAUUACCUCAUACCAGGUGAUCUUCAGUUUCCCCAUUGAGAGUUGCGGAAAUGUCAAACAGAUUAGCAGUGACAGAGUUGUGUACACCAAUGGUCUCCGUAGCUCCAACAGCAGCUCUGGAGAGAUCACACGUCACGCUGUCUUGAAGCUGAACGUCACCUGCAUCAUGGAUCAGGACUCAUUGUCCGAAAAUAUGUUUGUGAUCCAAAAUCCUGGAAACAGUGCUAUAAUAGGCACAGGGAAAUUCAACACAACCAUGACAUUCUACACAUCCAGUAGUUUCUACUACCCGGUGACUGAAUUUCCUUAUGAGGUUGAACUCAACGAGUACAUCUAUGUUCAAAUAGAUCUGAAGUCGAGUGACAACAGCUUGGUCAUCUUUCUCGAUACCUGUGUGGCUUCUCCAUCGCCCCAUGAUUUCCAAACCAGAGCUUACUACUUCGUUCGCAAUGGAUGCACAGCAGACAACACCUACUACGCUUAUUAUUCUGGCAGUCGGGACUAUGCUCGAUUCAGAGUGAAGACCUUCCAGUUUCUGCGGGCAUCGGAGUCAGUGUAUCUCCAGUGCAAGGUCCUGGUGUGUCAAGCGUCUGACUACAACUCCCGCUGCCGCCGUGGCUGCACCAGGCGUAGAGCCCGAGACCUCGGCUCAGGUCAUGACAGCCAGACUCUGGUUCUGGGUCCGAUUAAACUCAAAGCAUGGAAAGAGAUAAACACAUACCCUCAUCAGAAGCCAUGCUUGAAUAAGAAGGUGUGGUUCCUGCUGAAGGCCUGCAACACCACCUUCAGAUCUGGUGAUGCAGAGGCCUGUAGCACUUCCAGGGCAAACCUGAGGAGGGGCAUCAUCAAUGCUAAGCUCUGCAACAAGCUGGAGGUAGAGGAAUGCUUCUGCAACCCUGAACCCAGAUGCAUGUGGCAGGGCAUCCAGGUCAUCAGUGACGACAAACCCAGCAACUCCACCCCGUUAAACACAGAUGUCUCCUUCCUGAAUGAGCUCACUGACUUUUAUGCUCACUUUGUUAGAGACAACAUGAAGACAUCGACCACAACCAGACCCCCUGCUGACUAUCAGCCCCUCUCACUCAACUCCACAGAUACCGCUCUCAUAUCUGUGUCCAUACUGCUCUGA
Messenger RNA from Salarias fasciatus (jewelled blenny), 1231 nucleotides. Its product is annotated as deleted in malignant brain tumors 1 protein-like. The transcript is spliced from 5 exons. The record is from RefSeq and is a predicted model, not a curated record. Bases 14 to 1231 code for a protein of 405 amino acids. NCBI's taxonomy places the organism in Eukaryota, Metazoa, Chordata, Actinopteri, Blenniiformes, Blenniidae.